Aspergillus puulaauensis is the source of this 948-nucleotide messenger RNA. RefSeq names its product alpha/beta fold hydrolase. The transcript has a single exon. NCBI's taxonomy places the organism in Eukaryota, Fungi, Ascomycota, Eurotiomycetes, Eurotiales, Aspergillaceae. The coding region runs from base 1 to 948 and encodes 315 amino acids. The record is from RefSeq and is a predicted model, not a curated record.
AUGACCUCUUCAUCCCUCCCUCCAAACAGCCGUCCCAUCAACAUAGGCACCCACUCUCUAGCCCUCUACACCCACGGCCCAGAACCCACCAGCCCCAAGGACCCCGUCAUCCUCUUCAUCCCAGGUCUAGCAAGCGACGCCCUAGUCUGGCAAGCCGUGGUACGACUAUUGAAUUCCUCACUGCGAAGCUACACCUACGACCGCUCCGGGUAUAACAACUCAGAGUCCUCGCCUCUCGCCCCCUCAGCUGAGAACAUCGCCUUGGAGCUCUCCCUCCUAAUUGAAACGGCGCCGAUCACGAACCCACUGAUCAUUGUUGCACAUUCUUGGGCCGGCGUUCUCUCGCACGAGUACGUCGCGCUAAAAGGCACCGACCGGAUCGCGGGCCUGGUGCUUGUCGAUGCUAACCAUGAGACGACGCCGCUGGUGAUAGAUAUUGCAGAUCCGAUUCUGUGGACUGUUGCGGCGGGCGUGGAGCCGUACUCUGCCAAGGGGAUUGAGGCGGAACAUAAGCUGACCCUGGGAGAGUGGGAGGCGUUUAGGGCGGCAGAGUCAACGGACAAAUUCAGGCUGAUUGCAGAUAGAGAGAGCUCGGAGCAUUAUAAGCCUAGUUUUGAGACUCUGCGGGAGAAGGAGUUGGGGAAGAGACAGCCGCUGCUGGGGAGUAAGCCGGUUUAUGUGAUUGGGGGGACGAGAAGUAGGGAUUGGAGUGGAUUGUAUAGGGCGGGUGUUGCGAAGGGGAAUGGGACGGAGGAGGAGAGGCGUUAUGUGAGAGAGAUGAUUGAGAGGGUGGAUGAGAAGGGGAAUGGUCUGAUGAGGGAGUUCCUGAAGUUGUCUACGAGGAGCGAGCUUGUCUUCGCUACGGAGAGUGGGCAUUUUGUGCAGUUGACGCAGCCGGAUGUUGUUGUUGGUGGAGUGAAUUGGGUCUUGCGUAACCUGGCAUCUUAG